AGGAGCAGCUUUGUAACCUGGAUGUGUCAUUUUGCCUAGGAACUGGGCAGAGAUUUGCCAGACUUGUGCCAUGUACAGCAACAAACCCCUGUCAGAUAGUAACAAUUCUCACUCGCUUUUCUUCUGGGCUAGUGAUUUUUAAAGAGGGGACUUGUAUUCACGGUCUCUGGGGCUUUAGUGAGCUUCUAAUGCGGAGAAUGUCGUGCAGGGGUUUCCUGAGGUUGCUGGCAUCACCUUUGAGCUGGAGUAUCAAUCCUUUCCCUCAUGUCUUCGUACCAGGGAGAUGGCCAUUAACCCAAGCUCUGGGCCAUUUGGAAACCCGCACCAUGGCAACCCUCAACCAGAUACACCGUAAGGGCAAGCCAAAGUUUCCCCCACCCAAACUCGGCCCCACCUUUGGCAACCCCCAGCUCAAGGGAGUGGUCCUCAAGACCAUGAUUCGCAAGCCCAAGAAGCCCAACUCUGCCAACAGAAAGUGCGCCCGGGUGCGGCUCAGCAACGGCAAGGAGGUGAUCUGCUUCAUUCCCGGAGAAGGUCACAACUUGCAGGAGCACAGCAUUGUGCUGGUGGAAGGUGGAAGGACACAGGACUUGCCUGGGGUGAAGCUCAAAAUAGUGCGUGGGAAAUAUGACUGCGCCCAUGUUCAAAAGAAGAAAUAAGUGCCGCCGCGCUGAGAGGUGUCGUGGGAUUGUCAAAUUCCCGGCUUCGUAGGAAAGGAGUUUUAAUCACGUCUGCAUUCGUGUCAUGGCAGAUAUCCUCCAGAGACACAACUACUUGCUCUGUACUGUUGUGAGAUAUUUACACAUAGACCAUGCUCAUUAAAUUCGAACUCCUC
This is a messenger RNA of Terrapene triunguis (Three-toed box turtle), 835 nucleotides long. It is a transcript of the gene MRPS12, whose product is annotated as mitochondrial ribosomal protein S12. Gene Ontology annotation, biological process: translation. The record is from RefSeq and is a predicted model, not a curated record. Gene Ontology annotation, molecular function: structural constituent of ribosome. Gene Ontology annotation, cellular component: small ribosomal subunit; ribosome. NCBI's taxonomy places the organism in Eukaryota, Metazoa, Chordata, Testudines, Emydidae. The coding region runs from base 189 to 659 and encodes 156 amino acids. The transcript is spliced from 3 exons.